Molecule: messenger RNA, 450 nt
Organism: Symbiodinium necroappetens
Lineage: Eukaryota; Dinophyceae; Suessiales; Symbiodiniaceae
Source: the annotation of a GenBank genome assembly
AUGUCCCGCUCCUUCGUUGUCCUUGCAGUGGCAUUUGCUACCAGCUUCCUCCUGCCCUUGAACUUCGUCUUGCCGGUGGUACCCCGCUUCGCGCCGUCGCUGUCCCACGUGGCCUUGCAAGAGAAGGCCAACGAAAAGCAAGGACCCCAGGAGCUCGUCGCCCCUGUGCCUGCGACAUUGAUUGCUAUGCUGGCCGGGCUCAUGAUUGGACUCUUUGCCAUGCCGAAGGACGUAGAUGCAGUUCCACACCCCCGCCCGGACUUCCAGUUGGAGCGGCCCGGCUACAUGCAGGGCAUUGACGCUGCCAACGCUGCCUGGAGGCCUGGUGAGAUCGACUUUGUGACACGAUCCCGCUUGGAAGCAGCGCAGUUCCCAAAGGCCCUCAAGGAGCUCGAACAUGAGCAGGAGAUCCUGGCCAAGGCUCCAACCAAGGCGGAGCGCCUGGCAAAA